AUGGCCGCUUCCACCAUCCCCCCGCGCACAGAGAGCGAUGCCUUUGGCGAGAUCCAGGUCCCUGGCGACAAGUACUGGGGCGCCCAGACGGAGCGGUCCCUCGAAAACUUUCGCAUCAACCAGCCGCAGGACCGCAUGCCGCCGCCCGUGAUCAAGGCCUUUGGCAUUCUCAAGGGCGCCGCGGCCACGGUCAACAUUCGAUAUGGCCUUGAUGCCAAGAUUGGCCAGGCCAUUCAGCAGGCCGCCAAAGAGGUGGCCGAUGGCAAGCUCAUGGACCACUUCCCGCUCGUCGUCUGGCAGACGGGUUCCGGCACGCAGUCCAACAUGAAUGCCAACGAGGUCAUUUCGAACCGCGCCAUUGAGAUCCUCGGCGGCACCAUGGGCAGCAAGUCGCCCGUGCACCCCAACGACCACGUCAACCGCAGCGCCUCGUCCAACGACACGUUCCCGACCGUCAUGCACAUUGCCGCCGUCCUCGACCUCGAGGGCGAGCUGCUGCCCGCCCUGCGCAGCCUCCGCGCCGCCCUCCAGGCCAAAGUCGACGCCUUUGCCGCCAAGAAGAUUAUCAAGAUUGGCCGCACCCACCUGCAGGAUGCCACGCCGCUGACCCUCGCCCAGGAGUUUUCCGGCUACGUGGCGCAGCUCGACUUCAGCAUCAAGCGCGUCGAGGGCGCGCUGCCCGACCUCCGUCUGCUCGCCCAGGGCGGCACCGCCGUCGGCACCGGCAUCAACACGUUUGUGGGCUUUGCCGAGGCCAUCGCCGACGAGGUCAGCCGCAUGACGGGCACCGCGUUCAAGACGGCGCCCAACAAGUUCGAGGCGCUCGCCGCCCACGACGCCAUUGUCCAGGCCCACGGCAGCCUCAACACGCUCGCCGGAUCGCUCACCAAGAUUGCCCAGGAUAUCCGCUACCUCGGCAGCGGUCCCCGCUGCGGCCUCGGCGAGCUCAACCUGCCCGAGAACGAGCCCGGCAGCAGCAUCAUGCCGGGCAAGGUCAACCCGACCCAGUGCGAGGCCCUCACCAUGGUCUGCGCCCAGGUCAUGGGCAACAAUGUUGCGACCACGAUUGGUGGCAUGAAUGGCCAGUUUGAGCUCAACGUGUACAAGCCCCUCAUCAUUCGGAACCUUCUCCAUAGCUCGCGCAUCCUCGCCGACGGCAUGCGCUCGUUUGAGAAGAACCUCGUCGUCGGUCUGCAGGCCAACGAGGCCAAGAUUGCCAGCAUCAUGAAGGAAUCUCUUAUGCUGGUGACUUGCCUCAACCCCAAGAUUGGCUAUGACAUGGCCAGCAAGGUGGCCAAGAAUGCGCACAAAAAGGGCCUCACUCUCAAGGAGAGUGCCAUGGAGCUCAAGGCUCUGACGUCGGACGAGUUUGACGCUCUGGUCAAGCCUGAGCUGAUGGUUGUGCCCAGCGAGUACAAGCAGUAA
Messenger RNA from Cordyceps militaris CM01, 1425 nucleotides. RefSeq names its product fumarate hydratase. The transcript has 3 exons. The record is from RefSeq and is a predicted model, not a curated record. Lineage: Eukaryota; Fungi; Ascomycota; Sordariomycetes; Hypocreales; Cordycipitaceae. Gene Ontology annotation, cellular component: tricarboxylic acid cycle heteromeric enzyme complex; mitochondrion. Gene Ontology annotation, biological process: fumarate metabolic process; malate metabolic process; tricarboxylic acid cycle. Gene Ontology annotation, molecular function: fumarate hydratase activity. The coding region runs from base 1 to 1425 and encodes 474 amino acids.